GCGCCUCUGGGGCCCUUUUACUGGGCCUGUGGGUUUUCUGUUGGUCGCACACACAGGCCCUCGCCAUGAACGGUCUCGCGGCUGCCCUCCUGGUCUGGACUCUGAUUUCUCCCAGCGGCGGAGGCCACGGAGGCAGAGGGGACAUGUGGCCCACGCACGUGGCCUGCAGGAACGAGGGCUUGGAGGUGUUCUACCAGAGCUGCGAUCCUUUGCAGGAUUUCGGCUUUUCUGUUGACCAGUGUUCCAGAAAAUUACAACCGCAUCUCAGCAUUAGAUUUGGCAUCAUUCUGAGGGAAGAUAUCCGGGAGCUGUUCCUGGAUGUGCUCCUCCUCUCGAAAGGCGCUUCUGUUCUGAAUUUCUCCUAUCCCAUCUGCGAGGACGAUCUACCCAAGUUUUCUUUCUGUGGAAGAAGGAAAGGAGAGCAAGUUUACUAUGCGGGUCCUGUUGAUAAUUCUAGUUUUGAUGUUCCUGAGGGAGAAUACCAGGUUUUGCUGAAACUGUAUAAUGAAAACCAUUCCACAGUGGCUUGUGCCAAUGUCACUGUCAUUGCCUCCUGACUGUGGCCUGCAGGCAAAAGCACAGUAAGCUCAUUCUGAUGGGAACUCCAAGGUCCCCAGACUCAACCUGCUUUGUAAGAAGAACCAGUUGAUGACAGAGACUCUGAAGAACUUCCUGAGCAGUGCAGCAGCUAAGUUGAGCCUCAGAAUCAGAUGUCCGCACACUCCACAGAUGGAAUGAAGCCCUGGAAAUUAUGUGCUUCCGGGGAGCCUCUCAGUAGUCACUAAGCAGUCUCCAGGGUCAUUUCUUCCUUAAUUAGUAACUCAGACUUCCUUUCUUUUGGAUUCCUUAGGAGCUUUUCCUCACCGUUACCCAGAAUAAAGAAAACUAGCUCACAA
This is a messenger RNA of Ictidomys tridecemlineatus (thirteen-lined ground squirrel), 896 nucleotides long. It is a transcript of the gene Ly86, whose product is annotated as lymphocyte antigen 86. Gene Ontology annotation, biological process: positive regulation of lipopolysaccharide-mediated signaling pathway; innate immune response. The record is from RefSeq and is a predicted model, not a curated record. NCBI's taxonomy places the organism in Eukaryota, Metazoa, Chordata, Mammalia, Rodentia, Sciuridae.